This is a messenger RNA of Bombus terrestris (buff-tailed bumblebee), 2853 nucleotides long. RefSeq names its product uridine 5'-monophosphate synthase-like. Gene Ontology annotation, biological process: 'de novo' UMP biosynthetic process; 'de novo' pyrimidine nucleobase biosynthetic process. The coding region runs from base 481 to 1884 and encodes 467 amino acids. The transcript has 4 exons. The record is from RefSeq and is a predicted model, not a curated record. NCBI's taxonomy places the organism in Eukaryota, Metazoa, Arthropoda, Insecta, Hymenoptera, Apidae. Gene Ontology annotation, molecular function: orotate phosphoribosyltransferase activity; orotidine-5'-phosphate decarboxylase activity.
CACCGACUUACUUGCAGGUUUAGACCACCAUUAUAGGGUUCACGAUGCAUCGAUUACUAUUGAAGCAACUCAUACCGGCAAUUAGUUGAUCUAAAAUCCACAACAUCGUAAACGGUUUCUCUUAAGUCAUUAUACCUUUGUUAAUAGUUCCAAAGUUCCCGCGACCGCUAUAAAUGAUUAAAAAUCUCUACAUUUUAUUUAUUUUUGAAUCAAUAUUUUAUAAAUAUCUUAUUUUGAAUAAUAAUUAAUUUGAAAUAAUUUGUUUGGAGAAAGUAAAAUUAACAUCAAAUUCGCGCGCGUUAAAGUUUGUAUUUCCAGGAAAUUGUUUGAUGCCAGUACCAAAUAUUGUUUGUUCCUUUGUUGAUACGGAUAUCGAGAAGCAAAGUGAGAACGUGAUAAAUACGAAUCACGAAAUUACUGUUUUAUAGUAAACGUAAUUAUUCUAUUAGUUGAAUAACUAAUAACAGAAUUCAUAUUAACAUGGAUAGUGAAUUAGAACAAUUAGCUGUAAAUCUCUUUGAUAUAGGAGCGUUUAAAUUUGGAGAAUUUGUGACCAAAGUUGGUCUAAAAACACCAAUAUAUUUUGAUUUAAGAGUCUUAGUCUCUCAUCCAAAAAUAAUGACCAGUUUGGUUAGAAUGUUAUUGCCAUUUGUAGAAGAAUGUCCAAAUGUAGCACGAAUUUGUGGUGUUCCUUAUGCAGCUGUACCAUUAGCAACAUUGAUUUCUAUAGACUCUAAUGUGCCCAUGUUACUUAUGAGAAAGCAAACAAAGACAUACGGUACAAAGAAAAUUAUAGAAGGGAAGUUUAAGCCAGGAGAUAGUUGUGUGAUUAUCGAUGAUGUAGUUACAAGCGGUAGCAGUAUUUUAGAGACAGCAGAUAUCUUAAGAAGGGAAGGUUUAAAAGUAACAGAAGCAUUUGUGGUAAUUGACAGAGAACAAAACGGCAAAAAAAAUAUAGAGAGUCAUGGUAUUUUGAUGAGGAGUCUGUAUACAACCACAAAACUGAUGACAUACCUCUUGAAAGCUAAUAAAAUUGCUGCCAAUAUUGUUAAAGAUGUGACUGAUUACUUAUUAAUAUCCAAAGCACCAAUCAUUUCUCCAGACAACCGAUUGACGAUGCCAUUUCAUAUUCGUGCCGAAAAGUGCAAAAAUGCAAUUGGCUCCAAGUUAUUUCAUCUAAUGGAAUCGAAGCAAUCCACUAUAUGUUUAGCAGCAGAUCUAACUAAAGCAGAUGCUGUUAUAGAGUUGGCUGAUUUAGCAGGACCACAUAUAGUGUUGUUAAAAACUCAUGUCGAUAUAUUAGAAGAUUUUAGUGAUAAUUUCAUCAAGCGCUUAAAAGAGUUAGCGAAAAAGCAUGACUUUUUAUUGAUGGAAGAUAGAAAAUUUGCUGACAUCGAAAAUACUGUAUGUUUACAGUAUGAAAAAGGGAUUUACAAGAUUGCACAAUGGGCAGAUGUCGUUACGGUGCACGCGAUCGCAGGUCAAAGUAUCAUAGAUGACUUCAAAAAUAGUUUAAAAAACAUAAGCGAACCUCGCGGCCUAUUUAUCUUAGCAGAAAUGUCCUCCAAAGGAGCAUUGACGAUUGGUGACUACAUGCAGGAUGCUAUAAGUAUUGCAGAAAUUUCGGAUAUGGUAGUUGGAGUUGUUUGUCAAUCGGAUAUUUUCUCGAGUCCGGGACUUAUUCAAUUGACACCUGGAGUAAGAAUAUUGAAAAGUACCGAUGACUUGGGACAGCAAUACAACACUCCAGAAUCUGUUGUCAAUUCUGGAGCUGAUUUAGCUGUAGUGGGCAGAGGUAUUACCGAAGCGGAAGAUAAAUUGGCUGCCACAUUAAAAUACAAGGAAGAACUUUGGGCAGCUUACAUAAAACGAAUAACUUUGUAAUAAAUACCAGGUGUACGGGAAAAAUAUAUUUUUUUAUUUUCGAGUAUGUGUACAACAGUUAAAAACCGCAAAUAAUUGAAUAACAUCGACUUCAAAAAAGAGAUCUGUAAAUAGAGCGAUGCACAAAUUUUGAUGCAUCUACAUUAUUAGCAAAUCUUCACAGAUGGAGGGAAGCCAUGACCUUGUAUCAAAGAUCUGCACAACAUGCAAAAGAUGCGCUGGAAUAUGAUAAAAUACUUCCAGAAUAGUUGGAAGAAGCUCUUGUAAAGCUAGAAAUUCCUAUAGAAAGUGCCAAGUAUACAGCACAUGCACACAGCAUUUUAGAAGAUGGACAAGAAGAAGAAUCAGCUGUUAACAAAUAUACACAAACGGGGAAACCGCUGCAUGAUCGUUUACACGAGUACAGAGAAGAUAAUGCGCUUCUUACAAAACAACCUAAUGUUUAUAAUUUGCCACCAUCUAUGCGACCUAUCUCCUGCAAAUCACUGUUUGAUUUAGCCUUCAAUAUGGUUGAAUUCCAUGAUGUGAGUGAGAAACUUGGUAAGCAAACUAAGAAAGGAGGACAAGCUGGUCUUACCGAAUUUGUUAAAGGCCUUUGUGGCUGCGGUAAUAAUUAAAACAGGGGAAACAUUCAAGUAACAUUCAAUUUUGGAUAUUAUCGCACAUAGUACGAUAAUGUAUUUUUACCGUAUCCAAUCGGCCCGACAAAAACCGUGCUUUCACUUACAGCAGCAGCAAUAUUGAAUAAUGAAAAUGAAGAGGAUGUUAUUAAUAUGUGCUUGAUCUUUAUUAACGUUUAAUCCUUCUAUUCUAAUUAUUUGUUCAUUAUUUAAACAAUUUUAUAUUCUUUUCAUAUAUUUUUCAUUUAAUUGAACAGGAUAGAAUUUUUAUAAAGCAGAAUAAGGGAUUUUAAGUUUAAGAAAGUGAUAAAAGGUACUUUCACGAUUAAAAUAAAUAAAAUUAACAGAA